Molecule: messenger RNA, 802 nt
Organism: Musa acuminata subsp. malaccensis (wild Malaysian banana)
Lineage: Eukaryota; Viridiplantae; Streptophyta; Magnoliopsida; Zingiberales; Musaceae
Product: protein G1-like7
Biological process (GO): mRNA transcription; response to light stimulus
Cellular component (GO): nucleus
Source: RefSeq, a predicted model, not a curated record
UCCACCAACAUCUCCUCCUUUCUUCCCACAGUAGGCUACCGACUCCAGCCGCAGGGCCACCGUGUGUCGGUUCUCUUUCUAAUGCCUUCUUUUCUUAACCCUGAUUAGAGAGAGAAGAGAAGAAGCGACGUGAAACGGGUAGAACAGUGCAAGUGGGCGAAGAGAAGGCAGGGGGAGGCGGUGCAUGGAGUCGGCGGAGCCGUGGAGGGGCGAGGCAAGGCCGCCUCAGGCGGAACCGAGUAGGUACGAGUCGCAGAAGCGGCGAGACUGGAAUACCUUCGUGCAAUACCUGCGGAACCAUAAGCCGCCGCUGGUGCUGUCGCGGUGCAGCGGUGCCCACGUGAUCGAGUUCCUGCGGUACCUGGACCAGUUCGGGAAGACCAAGGUGCACGUCCCCAGGUGCGCCUUCUACGGUCACCCGAGCCCGCCGGGGCCCUGCGCCUGCCCCCUGCGCCAGGCCUGGGGCUCCCUCGACGCCCUCGUCGGCCGUCUCCGCGCCGCCUACGAGGAGUCCGGCGGCUCCCCCGACACCAACCCCUUCGCCGCCCGCGCCAUCCGCAUCUUCCUCCACGACGUCCGCGAGAGCCAGGCCAAGUCCCGCGGCAUCCCUUACGAUAAGAAGAAGCGGAAGCGCGCCGCCGCCGCGGCCGGCCAAGGCCACGCUGGAGGUAAGCCUUCCUCCUCCUCCUCCACUGCCCUCAGUGGCGACAGUUCUGAUUCCGGCACCGGCGAGGGUCCCGGUGCCUCCCUAUUAGGCUCCUUUACUUCCUGAUCACUUCUCCAGACUCUCUCUCUAUCUCUC